This is a messenger RNA of Naegleria lovaniensis, 594 nucleotides long. RefSeq lists its product as uncharacterized. The transcript has a single exon. Lineage: Eukaryota; Heterolobosea; Eutetramitea; Acrasida; Naegleriidae. Bases 1 to 594 code for a protein of 197 amino acids. The record is from RefSeq and is a predicted model, not a curated record.
AUGACUAAAUUACAUCUCAUUUCGAAUUUGAGCUCGUUGGCCUCUCGAAACUAUUCAUCACGAUUAAUUUAUCAUCAAAUCCGAUGUUACUCAUUGAAUUCCUUUAAUUUAUAUUCGAAGACAAGUUCAACACCAGAGACAUUUGCCAAUUCUCAAUCAUCAUCGCCAUCAUCUCCAUCGGAGCCAUCCAAUCAACAAAAUCCCGAACACCCUUCAACACAAGCUACAGAACAACAAGAGCAAAAUUCAACAAUAUUGGAUACUUCAAAUUUGCACACCCCAAUCAAUUUGGACACCCCAGAAACAUUAAAACAAAAGAGAGAACAAUUACAAAAGGAAUUAGAAGCACGAAAAGAUGCAGAAGUAAUGUUGAAAAAAGUAAUUUAUAGAGGAAUAAGGGCCUUUGGUGUCUUGUUUGUUGCUGUGUGUUUAUUGAUUUGGGCCGUGAAGAAGAAAAAUUUGGAAGCAAAAGUUAAAAAGUUUAAUGAGAAAAUUAAAAAGAGUGAAGAAAAAGAGAAACAACUCGAGAAGGACCUUGAAGAGAAUUUUUCUUACAUUAGAAAAGAUAUUGAAACUCAAUCAAAGAAAGAGUAA